Messenger RNA from Pseudonaja textilis, 1394 nucleotides. Lineage: Eukaryota; Metazoa; Chordata; Lepidosauria; Squamata; Elapidae. The record is from RefSeq and is a predicted model, not a curated record.
AUGCAAGCAGCCACCGCCUCCAUCCUCGACGUGUCGAGAACGGUGGUGAUCCGCGAGGAGGGAAGCCAACGGCGGAACGAAUCCGCGGGACAAUGCAGCCGGAUAUUUCCCCCUCAUCUUGGCUCAUCACAGAUAAUCUAUGGAAAUGGUACCACUGUUGGCUCUGUAAUUACAUUUCGUUGUUCUGAAGAGCAUCAGCUGAUUGGUCAUGGAGUUGUCACAUGCAUUUGGAAAGAAAAUGCUACACAGUGGACAGGUGACACGCCUUCAUGUAUACCCAUAUCCAAGUAUGAAACCUUUGGAUUUAAAGUUGCCGUGAUUUCUUCCAUUGUGAGCUGUGCCAUUAUACUCCUGAUGUCGAUGGCUUUUGUAACCUGUUGUCUUAUCAAGUGUAUUAAGAAAAGUGAAAGAAGAAGGGCUCAAAGGGAUAUGCAGUUCUGGUACCAGCUGAGAAGUGAAGAGCUAGAAAAUAUGCAAGCAGCUUACUUUGGUUUGAAAGGCAGGAACAACAACAACAACAACAAAAAUAUUAAAACCCAGGCGGAGUCUGAUGGUGGUAGUAAUGUGGCGUAUGACAACCAAGGCUUCUGCAGCUUCAAAGAAGACUGGAUUAGAGACAUGGCACAAACACGCUGUUCUGGAGAAUGUGACUUACAAAAUAAAUCGGCAAAAACCAGUAAUGCACUUGGUAAACAUUUGGCCCCUGGACAUAGUGGUGGUAUACAGAGCAUCCAUACAGUACAUGCGGUAGACGUUUACGGGCAGGAUACAGAUAUCCUUGGAAAACUGCAUACUCACUUACCUGGAUAAACAGCCUCCAACCGUUAAAAGUUGUCUUGGACCAAAGGAAAUUGUGAAUACACAUGCUUACUGAAUGUGCCUUAAAAACAACAUAAAAAUAAAUGUCUGUCCCUCAUGUAUCUGUUGCGGUAAAUGCUAUAAUAUAGCUAUAAUUUAUCAAAUUGCCCAAAAUAUGGAAAAUUAAAUUCAGUGUCACAAAAAAGCAAAAUAAAAUGCAUUUUUUAUAUUUACUAGGGUAGCGCAUGCUUAAAAAACAAUUAAGAAGAAAUUACUUGGAUUUGCACAAACACAGCAGCACCUCCUUUCAUUAAAGAAGCAUAACUUACUCCAGGUGAGCUUCAGUAAAUAGGUGCUGCUGCUUUAAUGAAUGGGAGAGAGGCUGUACUCUGUUCCAAAGCACUUUGGAAUUAUUUUGAUGUUUGUGUGCACCUACAAUUUAAUAUCGAACUACCAUUUCUACACUUUGCUCAAAAAAUAAAAAAGGGAUGACAUCAAGAAAGGAAUUGUAUAUUGUUUUAUGUGCUUCAAUGUUGGCUCUUACCAGUUUGUACCUUUUCUGCAUGUGAAAAUCCUGAUGAUAGUGAGGAUGAAUU